Messenger RNA from Athene cunicularia (burrowing owl), 3322 nucleotides. RefSeq names its product PHD finger protein 24 (gene PHF24). Gene Ontology annotation, molecular function: calcium ion binding. The coding region runs from base 360 to 1562 and encodes 400 amino acids. Lineage: Eukaryota; Metazoa; Chordata; Aves; Strigiformes; Strigidae. The record is from RefSeq and is a predicted model, not a curated record. The transcript has 8 exons.
UACAGGGACAGCAAACCAGGCUGCAUCUGCUCAGCCCCAGUCACAAGCUCCCUGCUUCCUCAGUGUGUGUGUGCGCGCGCGCGCGCGCGUGUGUGUGUGUGUGUGUGUGCGCGCUAGACACAGGCAUCCGCUCCCAGCAUCUCGCUGUCUCCUGCAUCCUCCGGCAGCAAGUGCAGGGCUCUGGCUCCCCGGGUACCAGCCUCACCGCUCCAUCCCCCAGCGGGGAUUUGCACGCAGGGCGUGGGAUGCGGUGAGCAUCCCGGGUGGAGAGGGUGUCGUGGCCACAGGCACCAGCGAUGGACAUCGUGUGGACUGCUCUCUAGAGCUCAAGCUCCCCAGACGGAUCCUGACCCUGAGCCAUGGGGGUGUUGAUGUCCAGGAGGCAGACGGUGGAGAAGGUGCAGAAGGUCAGCUUGGCAGUGUCAGCCUUUAAGGACGGGCUGCGGGAGCAGCCGUCAACUCGGCGGCGGGCAGAGGCGGGGGGCACACGCCGAGGGACGCUGGAACAGUCGGUGCAGGAGGGAGAGGAGGAGGCGUCGGCAGGACCUUCCCAGCCGGAGGAGAGCAGCGCCAGCAAGGCGGCCUGGGAACGGCUGCGGGAUGGCCGGGGCGUAGAGCCGGAGGAGUUUGAUCGAACCAACAGGUUCACACCACCCGCCUUCAUCCGGCCCAAGCGAGAGCUGCAUGAUGAUGAGCCCCCAGACAUCAGCCUGGAGCAGCGGGAGCAGAUCCUCAACGAUGAGAUGUGCGAGAUCUGUGAGGUGUGGACAGCCGAGAGCCUCUUCCCCUGCCGCAUCUGCAGCCGGGUGUACCACGAUGGCUGCCUGCGCCGCAUGGGCUACCUGCAGAACGACAGCUCCGUGGAGGUGACGGAGACGGCGCACACCAAGACAGGCUGGAGCUGCUACUACUGCGACAACCUCAAUCUCCUGCUGACCGAGGAGGAGAUGUACAGCCUGAUGGAGACCCUGAGGCACUGCAAGAUCAUUCCAGAGACCUGCCUCACCCUGGACGAUUUCCUGCACUACAAGCACUUGGUGCACAAGCAGCAGUUCGAACGGCCCAUGGCUGAGGCACAGGAGGAGCGGGCAGCCCUGCAGUUUUCUGCCCUGGACCCCGACAAGAAGGGGCACAUUGAGUGGCACGACUUCCUCUCCCAUGAGUCAAUCCAGCUGCUGCAGAAACUACGGCCACAGAAUGCCCUGCUGCGUCUGCUGACAGCCAAGGAGCGGGAGCGGGCACGGGCGGCCUUCCUGGCCCUGGACCAGGACAGUGAUGGCUUCAUUGGGGAGGGCGAGUGCCGCCGAGCCCAGCACACCUGGUUCCGCAAGCACCAAAAGGAGACACCGUCCUGCAACGUCAGCAUCAGCCAUGUAGGGCCCAUGUCGGAGAGCAGCCCCGCCAGCAGUGUCAGCAGCAAGAGCCAGGAGAAGACCCUGCCAGCCACGGAGCAGGAGGAGGCCAGGCCCAUCGACUGGCCCGGCUUCCUGCGGGAGAACGUCGCCUACAUCCUGGCUGCCCGCCCCAACAGUGCCGCCCUCCACCUGCAGCCCCCGGCCUAACCCCCAGCGACGCCAUCUUGGGUGGCGAGGCCUCUCCUGCCACGGAGACCUGCCCCGCCCUCCCCUGUAGGCGGAGCCGGCCACCGAUUGGCUGACAGGGAAGCAGCCACGCUACCCUCUCCCCCUGCCUCUGCUUCGGAUUGGCUGUGAAGAGGCUGGGUGCCGGGCUCUGAUUGGCUGAGGGAGAGGGUGUGGCUUUGGUGCCUCUGAUUGGUGGGGGGGAAGUGGGGAGGGGCAGGGAUGGCCCCACUGCUCCUCACCCCGCGGGGCCCACUGUGGGGAGGGGACACCGUGGGGCUCAGGGGUGCCCCCACAGACCCCGCUGUAGGGCGGGUUCAGUGCCUGGGGACACCGUGGGGCACAGGGGGUGUCCCCCACAAACCCUGCUGCAAGGAGGCGUCCAGUGCCCAGGGACGGGGGCACAGGGGGCAGGGAACCUGUUGCCCCCAUGAUCCCCAGCACCUGCCAGCACUCAGAGCCACCAGGGACCUGUCCCCAGGGACCUGCAGACAGAGCAGGGUCUGUCCCCAAAGGAGAAGAGGUCCUUGCUCUGGUCCUGGAGCCAGGUCUGGGUGGUUACGGGGUGAGAAUGGAGCCCAGAGCAGCCGUGCAUCCCCAGCCUCCUGCAACGCCAUGGGGCAGCACGGCUGAGCCUCUGCACACUGCUGUCAGCAGCACCCGGGGGGUCUACAGCAGGCUCCAGCUCAGCUCAUCGUCCUGGUGAAUCCUCCAGGGGAGGAUGUGGCUGACCCCUGCUUGGCCUUGUUCACAUCCCUGCCUGGCUCCAAUAGGGGCUGGAGCCCAGCAGGUCCAUCCUUGCACCCACAGCUCAUGGUCAUGCCUGGAAGAGUGUUUCCCAGCACGGCUUAACCCUGCCUUGCUGGGGAUCAACCAGCAGUGGUGUGGCAAGGAGCACCGGGAACAGAAAGCACCAGAGGGGGCAGGAGGGCAAGGUUGGAUGCACAGGAGUGCUCCCCUGCACCUCGCAAUCCUUCCUGUCCCCUAGUCCCAUGGGAUGCUCUCCCCCCGCUCAGCAUUCCAGUCCCACACCAGCCCCGUUCAUUCCCGCUCCCUCCCCAGCAUGGCAAGGGGGCAUCCCCACCUCACAGAGGGCGUUAGUGCUCAGAGUGAGGGGGAGGAGGCAGAGCCCAGAGAUCGAUCCCCAGGGUGUCAGCUGCAGGGAAGAGGCACUACACUGGGUGAGGUUGCUGCCCAGCAGCCCUAAGGUGGAUGGAUGAGCUCAGCCCUCAGGUGAAGGAGCAGGGACCCCUGGAAACCUUGCCCCAUGCCCACCAAGGGUGAGAAUGCCCAGGUCCCACGGCAGUGCCAGCAGCUGCCCUCUGCCCUCCCCAACCCCUUCCCCAUGGUGCCCUCAGCCUCUCCCUGCCCAGGGUGCCCUGGCUCAGCCGGGGUGCCCCGGGGUAUGCACAGACCAGGGCUACACCUGCAGCAGCCUGGUCACUCCCUCACCUCCACCCUCCCUGUGAUGUGAUGGGGGCACCGUCCCACUCAGCCCCCCUUCCUCAGACAGAGCACAAGUCCCCUCUGCUGGGACUCUCCCCGCUGCAAGACCGAAAGGCACCUGGUGCCAUGACAUCUUCCUCUACCACCCUGGCAUGCCAGGCCAAUGGGGAUAUUUCGGAUGCCAAGUCCGAGACUGGGCCAGAGCCAUGGCCAUGGGGAGGAGGCGGCCGUGCGUGCGUGGAUCGCAACACCCGCUCUGUACUGAGAAGCAUCCAUUAAACAGCUGUGUCCAACUA